UCUAGGUGCAGAACUUGACGUAUAGGUCUAAGUAGUGCCGGCAGAGGGAUAGAGAAAGAGAGGGAGAGAGAGGAUGUUGGUGGCAGAGAGAGCUCAGACUCGCAAGGGUCCAUGGACCGAGCAAGAAGACCUCCAACUGGUCUGCUUCGUGGGAAUCUUUGGAGAGAAGCGCUGGGAUUUCAUAGCAAAAGUAUCAGGUCUCAACAGGACAGGAAAAAGUUGCAGGCUUCGCUGGGUCAACUACCUCAGGCCUGACCUCAAGCGUGGAAGGAUGACCCCUCAGGAGGAAAGCCUCGUCCUUGAGCUUCAUGCUCGCUGGGGCAACAGGUGGUCAAGGAUUGCUAGGAAACUGCCUGGCCGCACAGACAAUGAGAUCAAGAACUACUGGAGGACACAUAUGAGGAAGAAAGCUCAGGAACGCGAGGAGAAUUCCUUGUCACUCUCCUCCUCCACCUCCUCCUGCUCCCUAGCAUCAUCUUCUUCAGCUUCAUCUUCAUCGCCUCCGCCUUCGCUGUUGUCGAAUCAGCUUCAAGAGGGUUCUCCCCUCAAGGCUGAGGGGGACUCUCCUCCUGGUGACUCGAUGUUUGGAGGAGGAGGAAGUUCAUGGGAUACAAGCCGUGGAGAUGCUGCAAGUGCAGAACCAGCAGAAGGUGGUAGCGCAGGGAGCUUCAUGGAGCAGAUGUGGAAGGAGAUUGCUGCAUCCGAGAUCCUCAGCUUUCCUGUUUACGAACCUCUGAAGGAGGACGGAGAAUCCAUGUUUCCUUGCACUUCAAUGGCUUCCCCUCUGUGGGAGUACUGCUGUGACUCACUCUGGAAGAUGGAUGAAGAUGAAUUUUCCAUUAGAGACCCUCUUGUGUAAGACAGGAAGGAGGCUUGGAUUGCGCAGAAAACUACUUGGUCUAUAUCAUGGUGGUCUUGUUUCAAACUAUCAACCAAACUUAACCGGACCCAAGUGCGUGCUUAUGCAUCUUCACUCUCAUAAGCUAGCCAACCACUGAGAGUGUGUGUCUCUUGUAUAUCAACUUUCUGAAUUCUAAUGGCAUCUUGAUCCAUCUUUAAAAUCUCA
Messenger RNA from Nymphaea colorata (pocket water lily), 1066 nucleotides. RefSeq names its product myb-related protein MYBAS1-like. The transcript has 3 exons. Gene Ontology annotation, molecular function: sequence-specific DNA binding; DNA-binding transcription factor activity. Lineage: Eukaryota; Viridiplantae; Streptophyta; Magnoliopsida; Nymphaeales; Nymphaeaceae. The record is from RefSeq and is a predicted model, not a curated record. The coding region runs from base 74 to 859 and encodes 261 amino acids. Gene Ontology annotation, biological process: regulation of DNA-templated transcription. Gene Ontology annotation, cellular component: nucleus.